Molecule: messenger RNA, 2059 nt
Organism: Wasmannia auropunctata (little fire ant)
Lineage: Eukaryota; Metazoa; Arthropoda; Insecta; Hymenoptera; Formicidae
Gene: Achl
Product: la-related protein 6
Exons: 4
Coding region: 297-1949 (550 amino acids)
Biological process (GO): RNA processing
Cellular component (GO): nucleus
Molecular function (GO): mRNA binding
Source: RefSeq, a predicted model, not a curated record
GCGGGCAGUGUGGAAGGUCAGUGAGCGACGAGUUCGCGUUCAGCUCUCGAUCAAUUUUCAUCUUUGUACUUUGCAUAACAACUUCUUUUUUUAACUCAGUAAACAUCAGCAUUAGAAAGAAGAAAAUGAUUUACAAUUAGCAAUGGUAUAUUAUAUAUUAUAUUUUUCAUGUAAAAAUACACAAGAAAACACAUCUAAAAUGUAAAGAAGGAAUAAAAUCGCGCGGUUAAAGUUGUCAACUAGUUAUUUUCUUACAACUCGGAGAGAUAGUGAUCGCGAUCUAUUUUGACAAAAAUAUGGAGUUUCAAGUAUCUCUAGACUUAAAGGAGCAGAUCAACCUGCAGUCUUCACCUGCGCGCAUGAAGAAAUCUGAAACGAAGGACAGCAUUUCCUCCGUAGAUAGCGACGUAAGCCUUUCUUUCGACCGAAGAGGUUCCAAGAGUGAUGAGGCUGAUUUGUCGGAUUAUGAUGAUGAGAUCCGGUUUAUAGAGAAGAUCGAUAUCGAUCAAGAUUCGGGUGCGGAUUCCGUGGAUGACGCUACGUCGAAAGAAUUGAAAAAGCAGAAACAAGUGGAUGAUGUUGGACUGUUGGAAUCUCCAACAGAAUCAACGAAAUCGACGGUUUCAACGACGAUCGAGAGAACGACCAAUGAUUUCGUGCCACCGAAUGAUGAGUUAGCCGACAAAAUAUGCGCUCAGGUGGAAUACUACUUUUCUGACGAAAAUAUCAUAAAGGAUGCAUUCUUAUUAAAACACGUUAAAAGAAAUAAGGAAGGCUACGUAUCUCUUAAAUUAAUAUCCAGCUUCAAAAAGGUGAAACAUCUCAGCAGGGAUUGGAGAGUAGUCGGAAUUGCUUUAACGAGAUCUAAGAAGCUCGAGCUUAAUUCACAAGGGACGAAGCUGCGUAGAGUGAAUCCUUUACCAUUCUUCGACCAGACAGCUCCUUCCAGGACCAUUUUAGCGGCUGGAUUACCGCUAGAGGAAUUAACGGUUGAAUCUGUCGCCGAGAUUUUUAAGCCUUGCGGCGAGAUAGCAUUGAUAAGGGUGCUCAAACCUGGACGUCCUGUACCUCCGGAGGUACGACAGGCAAUCGCUAAAAGGCCAGAAUGGAAUUCUAUCGAGGAGUACGCCAUGGUCGAAUUUACGGAUUCAGUUUCCGCGCGAAUCGCCACGCAAAUGACUUUGGGUGACGCAAAAGUAUUCGAAUUACGUCACUCAGUUGAUAAGAAGAAGAAGCACCAGCUUACCAAAAAAUGCACCCUCAAUAGAGUAGCAAGAGAAGACAAUUACAACUCAUCCAGUUGUCCCAGUGGAUCCGAGCCUGAGGAUGGGAGAGUAAGGCUUAACAGAAGCUUUCAGGGAUAUCCGAUGUAUCAUAUUCAUAAUACAGGUUAUCCUUUUCAAGCUGGAUUACCAUUAUCGGACACAUGUUUAUCUCGUAAGCUCUCAUCCUGCUCUAUAUCAAGUUCCGAGAACGGUUUUAUGUUUCGGCGUUUGUCUUCUUGUUCCGGUUCCGGUUCCGGUUCCAGCUCAGACUCUAGUAGACGUUACUCCACUUGUUCGUCUGGUUCUGAAGCAGCUAUCCUUCAUCCAAGUUACUCAAAUAAUUUCUUUCGUCACGAAAGUCGUCGUUACUCCUGCUGUUCUUCUAUUGGUACUCCGAUGGAUUGCCGGGGAAGCUGCUAUAUCACAAAUCGUCGUGGAUCGGCUGACUAUGGUCCGAGAAGAGUCUCAACAUACAGUCGUGAUUUCGACAUGAAUGUCAGGAGAUCAUCUUUAUGCUCUACGAACUCGGAACAAAAUAUAUUUUAUCGAACGAGAAGCAACAACAGUAUCGCGAUGACGCAUGUACCUGAGAACGUGACGAGAAUGCCAUCAGGACCCGAUGGCACUCGCGGUUUUUUCAUUCGAAGAAUAUCAACGCCUCUAGAAUCUGCUCAUCGAAUAUAAAAAAAUUAUUAAUGAUAAGAGGACAUGCUAAUACAAUAUCGAUUCGGUAUUGAUAUAUUAUACAAAUCGAACAAAUCAAGUUAGCAAUACAUUUAAUAUUUCUCACAGUU